This is a messenger RNA of Xenia sp. Carnegie-2017, 1497 nucleotides long. RefSeq names its product adhesive plaque matrix protein 2-like. The record is from RefSeq and is a predicted model, not a curated record. Gene Ontology annotation, biological process: heterophilic cell-cell adhesion; establishment or maintenance of epithelial cell apical/basal polarity. Gene Ontology annotation, molecular function: calcium ion binding. The transcript is spliced from 10 exons. Bases 66 to 1448 code for a protein of 460 amino acids. Lineage: Eukaryota; Metazoa; Cnidaria; Anthozoa; Malacalcyonacea; Xeniidae. Gene Ontology annotation, cellular component: protein-containing complex; plasma membrane.
GAUUUAGUAGCGAGGAAAAUUUGAUCAGUAAUUGCAAAUAUGACGCAUGUCGUUGUAUUGAUCCAAUGAAAUGUGUUUGUAACGCUUUUGCUGCUUACAGUAAACUUUGUGUUGAAUAUGGUGGAGUUCUUUACUGGAGAUUCAAUGGAACUUAUUUGUAUCCAAAACUCAAAGAAUGUGAGCAAACAUGCAGCAACAAAGAAGAAGUUUUCACAGAAUGCGGAUCUGCUUGUGCUAAAACAUGUCGUGAUAUAUCACGUGGUCUAAACUGCAGUGAAACCUGCAUUCCCGGUUGUUAUUGUCACAAAGGAUCUUACUUGGAUGACAAGAAUCAUUGUGUUCCUGUGAAGAAAUGCCCAUGUUUCUUUGAAGGAAAGUAUUAUAAAGCUGGCGAAAAUGUCAAAGUUGGACGAUGUAAAACAUGUACGUGUAAUAUGGGAGCUAUGGCUUGUGUCAAAGAUCGAAAAUGCUCCACUAUAGGUCCUUGUGAGUCUUUCCCUUGUAAAAAUGACGGUGCUUGUAGCGAGAGUGGGAAUAGUUUCAUUUGUACUUGUACCAAAGAAUAUAAAGGAAAAACAUGUGAAGUUCCAGUACCAACACCGUGUGACUCGCGUCCUUGUAAAAAUAACGGUAUUUGUACAAACAACGGAAGUACAUUUUCGUGCGAAUGUGAUUAUGGUUUUGAAUGCAAAACGUGCGAAGUUAUGAAUCCAUGUGCAAAACAACCAUGUAAAAAUGACGGUGUUUGUAAAACGAAUGGAUCUUCUUAUCAAUGUGAAUGUAAAUUUGGUUUCAGAGGAAAGACUUGCCAAUAUAUUGAUGCUUGUACUAAAAAUCCAUGUAAGAAUGGUGGUACUUGUACAAAUGUUGGAUCUUCUCAUCAAUGUAAAUGUACAUCUGAUUUUACUGGAAAGAAUUGUGAGGUCAACGCUCUACCUGUCUGCACUAAUGCCGAUUGGUCGAAAUCUUUUGACAAAAGGGGAUGGUCAAAAUGUCGUACCAAAAAGAAUUUUAUCACUGGCUUAUAUCGCAGCAGAUAUACCAGAAGAUUUGAUAGAAUUUCCCGUCUAGAGCAUGCAAAAUGCUGCACAUCUCAUCCAAAAUAUACUGCACAAAAAAGUAUAUGCGUAAAUGGUAACUGGUGGAAUUCUUUCAACAGAAAAGGCAAAUGGAGUGUUUGCCUAAAAAGCUAUUUUCUAAAUGGUCUCUUUUGUUCUCGUGGUAACCGAUUACGCAACAUCGAGGCAGGAAAAUGUUGCAAACCUCUGAAUCAUCCCAACAAAUAUGGUUCUUGUCAUUAUCAAUAUGUCAAAUAUAAUUUAAACAAGAAAGGUUGGACGACAUGUAAUGGAAAGAAAUUCUACAUCACUGGGUUCAAAAGAGAUUGUCGUGGCAGUUGGCUUCACGACAUUGCUGUUUUCAAAUGCUGUGAAAUGUGGAUUGCUUGAGGCUCUUUAGCAUCUCCUCAAUUAAUCGAAAGGAAAGUUUUGCUCUUAG